UUAUUUUUAAAAACGGAAUAUUUGAAAAGUAUAAACUAUUGUACACUUUUUAAAUGCUUACAGUUAAAUGCUAAAUUAAAUUUGAUAAUAUAAAACAUAUGCUGAAUUAACCUCGAGGGGUAAACCGCUGAUGAAUUUCUGUACACUAAUGCCAAAUAAUUUAGUACUAAUACCAAUAAUACCACGAAAAUGCCAAAAAUGCCAACAUCUUGUACACCAAAAUACACCAGCGGUUUACCCCUCGAUUAACCUAUAGUAUUAUAAAACGUAUUUAACAACGCCACUAACAAACCAUAUAAGAUCGCAGGGUUUGCAAUCUAUGCUAUUAUAACAGAUUAAGAUUUAAAUAAGACAUCAUCAAAAAUUAAUUCACCUGUAAGUUGGAUUUAUAAACUCAGCAGUUGAAGUUUAGUUGAGGUAGCAAAUGUUCAACACUGUGAAAUCAAGGCGCGAAUAUAUAGUCAGUUCGUUUUACGUUCAUCGAGUUCAGAGAUGGGCAAUGUCUUUACAUAUCGAACUUGCUUUGCAUGAUACCCUUUCCUGGAUCGUGUUCAAAUCACAUCAUCGACUGAACAAAAUAUUACAUGAUGACCGUAAAACACAUCGCACAAAACAAAGUUCAAAUCAUAGAGAAAUAUAAGUUCCUCGGGAAAUAAAACUUCCUCCAUCAUUUCUGUACGCACAAACACAAAACAAACAAACAAAGUAUAUGCUACACAAAAUAAUAACAAAAUUCCAAAAUUCAAAACAUAAUUGUAAACAACUGCAAAAUACAAAUAAUUUGCUGUCAUGUCACUUGUCAAUCUUGUCAUGACACGUGACAGGUAGCAGGUGGCGACGCUUUGGAGCCCUAACUGAACUAUGCAACAUUAUGGCCAAGUUAGACAACCUUUCAAACACUCUUUUAUUUUAGUUACUUUAUGGCUCAGUCAGUUAACUACCGACUGUUGUGCGGAAAGCUUUGCGAGUUUUUCUGCAAAAUCGGCACAUUUCAAAAUAAAUUUUAAUUUUGUUUGGGUAUAUGUCAAGAAAAGUGACAGAUUUGGUUUUGUGACGCUUUUGAUGAAAAAAGUUGUGACACUUUUCCUGAUAAAUUAGUACAAAAUGUCAGAAAGAUCCAAGCUAAUUUUAAAACUGGCCAAAAACAGUCGAGUAAUCAAUGGCAGUGAAUGGGUAUUUAUACCUUUAAAUUCGUCAGAAAACGAUCAAGGUUUUUUGGAGAAUUUUAUGAACAUGGAUGGUCCACGAGUUUCCGACUCUAGUUUGAAUUCAGAUUUUCAGUUGAAUAAUAUUGAAACCGCUAGUGUUUCACAAAUAGAGCCGAGUCAAAAUGAACCCAUUUGUAUUUCUAUAGAGUCUGAAAUCACAAGAGAUCAAGAAACCUCUAAGAAUACGUCGACCAUCAAUAAUUGCCCUAUAGAUGACAUAACGGCUUGUGUUCCUAAAGAACUACCUGUUCCAAAUCAACCAUUUUUCGUCUUAGGUACUCAAAUCACAGAAAAAGAAGGUACAGAGAUUUCUAACGAGGCCUCAACAAUGGAUUGCUCUGCGGCAAGUCCGUUUAAUAAUACAGAAAUCGCAUGCACUGCUGAAAGCUCGCCAAUUUUAAAGGAAUGUGUUCUUAAUUCAGUAGAAUCACAGCUGUCGGCGGAAAAUGACGAAAGUGACGAAGAGCCGUUUUCGUCGGAUGAUUCUGUACGUGAUCUAAAUUUUGUACCAGAAUUUUCCUCCAGCAGCGAUGAUGAAAACUUGCCAGAUGGUCCCGCAGUACCUGAUGAACAGAAGAAGGUCAGAAAAAGAAAAGCAAAUCCAGAGUCUUGGAAGAAAAAUAUAGCGAAAAGGCAAAGAAAUUCUGGUCAAUCUUACAUUUCUUGUAGCAAAACAAAAAAGACAUUUAAAAAGAGGGAAAUAGGAAAACCGUGCAAAGAAACGUGUUGGUUGAAAUGCAGUUCUUAUAUACCAGAUGAGACCCGACUUAAAAUAUUUUCUGAUUACUGGAAACUGGCCGAUCUCCAGAGCCAGCGCUGCUUCUUGUCAGCACAUAUUGAAAAAUUAGGGGUGAAAUAUCGUUAUACACGCGAAGGUAGCAGUAGAAAGCCAAAUAACGCCUUUUAUUUUAUGAUAGAUGGAAGGAGGCAUAGAGUAUGUAAAACUUUUUUUAAGUCAACGCUGGCCAUUUCAGAUCGACCUAUAAGAACAAUCAUUGAAAAGAAGACACUUUGUGCCGGGGGUAUGAUUUCUUCUGAAAUGCGGGGCAAACAUGGCAAACAUCAUCGAGUAGAAGACACAAUUAAAAAUGGGAUAAGGCGUCAUAUUGAAAGCAUUCCGAAAAUCGAAAGCCAUUAUAGACGAAGCGAUUCCAAAAGAGAUUACAUUGAAGGAGGCAGAUCCUUAGCAGAAAUUCAUCGCGACUACGUGAAUACCUGUAAAGAGAAAAACGAACCUUUUGGCAACUAUCUAAUGUUCAGUAGAAUAUUUAAUUCCGAAUUUAAUAUAUCUUUCUACUCGCCAAAAAAAGAUCAAUGCGAGGAUUGCGUUGCUUAUUUCAAUGCUUCUGAUGAAGAAAAAGACAGCUUGAAACAAAAUUACGAUAGCCAUUUAAUAGAAAAAGAUUUAUCUCGUCAAGAGAAAGCCCAUGACAAGGAAAAUAGUCCUGAUACUACUAUUGUGGCUGUCUAUGACCUCCAAGCCGUACUGCAGUGUCCAAGAGGUGAUGUAUCUUGUUUUUAUUACACGUCAAAACUUAAUGUAUUUAAUUUAACCGUUUACGAAAUAAAAACAAAUACUGCCAAAUGUUUCGUGUGGGACGAAUCGCAGGCUAAUAGAGGAGUGUGUGAAAUAGGCACUUGUCUAUUAAAGUAUGUCCAGUCACUAGAAACUUAUGCCGACCAAAAUGAAAACAAAGUCAUAGACAUAAUUUUUUUUUCGGACAAUUGCUGCGGCCAGCAGAAAAACCGUUUUAUGCUAGCUACGUAUUUUUACAUAGUACAAAAUUAUGCAUACGUUAACUCCAUAACCCACAAGUUCCUUAUUAAAGGCCAUACACAGAAUGAGGGCGACAGUGUCCAUUCGGUUAUUGAACGACAAAUUACACGUUCGCUUAAAUCAGGACCGAUCUAUGUUCCUGACCAAUAUGUCACCCUUAUUAGAACCGCGAAGAAGACAGGUCAACCGUAUGCAGUAGAGGAGUUAAACCACGAAAGCUUUUUCGAUUUAAAGGACCUUGCCAAAUUGGGAUUUAAUAACCUCAAAACGUCGACCAACGUGCCUUUAAAAAUUGGCGACUUAAGAAUUGUAAAAUUUGUUAAGAACCAAAACAAAUUAUUUUUUAAAAAUUCUUUUGAAGAAAAAGAGUUUCAAACAGCCGAAAUAAAAACACCCCGCAGCAAUAGAAGCGAUCAAUUAGUUUUACACCAGUUGUAUGCAACUAAACCCUCCUUGAAUGACAAAAAAAAGGAAAGUAUUUUAGGAUUAUUUAAAAAAAAUGUUGUACCAAAGUACUAUUUUAAUUUUUUUAACAGUCUUUAAAGUUUUUGUUAGGUUAAGCAAACAGUACCUGAAGUUGUCUGAGGGUCUGAUUCUUGUUACCUACUGUUUUUUACUAUUUAUAUAGUUGUCAUUUAAAUCAUACUUUUAAGUAGUUUAAUAUUGUUUUAUUUAAACAGUUUGUUGUUUUCAGAAUUCGUUUUUUAUGUUUAUAUGAAUAAAAUAAAGUUUUAUUAAAUAUUGUUUGGAUAGUUAUAAUUACAAAAACAACUAUUAGUUAAUCUGGAAAAGUGACAUAAAUUCACAAAUAAGCAUCUAAAUCUAAAUGCAAAAAAGAUACAUUCUAAAAAAAUAGCAGGUUUUAUAAUCAAAAGGUUACUUUAAUAUCUACGACUUCUAUAUGUAACGUAAUUAUAAAAUUUACAGUUUAAUACCAGCUAAAAGUCUUGCUAAAACUUUAAAGCAUUCUCCUGAAAAUUUUGAUUUUUUUAGUUGUGUCACUUUUCUUGUGCAUAGGCGAUAUGUUCUUGUCCUUGUAUUCUUUAGUCAUUUGCCGAGCUGAUAGUAGGGUUAGGUUAGGAAUGGAACUGAAGAAAAUGAAUUUACCUUAAUUGGCCCUUU
This is a messenger RNA of Sitophilus oryzae (rice weevil), 4107 nucleotides long. RefSeq lists its product as uncharacterized. Bases 1105 to 3528 code for a protein of 807 amino acids. The transcript has 6 exons. NCBI's taxonomy places the organism in Eukaryota, Metazoa, Arthropoda, Insecta, Coleoptera, Curculionidae. The record is from RefSeq and is a predicted model, not a curated record.